UCUCUAUUCAGAGUUUCAACGUAUCACUAUAUACCGAAAGUACUAAGAAAGCCAAAGAAGAAGCUACUGCUAUGAACGGGUCGUGUAAGGUGGAGCUGGGCUAUCCUACGGAGAGUUCACGACAAUCAUCGGGAUCAAUAUCCACUCUAGAUGCCACCCUGUAUAUAGUGGUCGGGUUCGGUGGACUCUCCAUCAUCGUAGCAUUGAUCCACAAUGCCAUCCACCGUUACGUCUUCAAGGACCAGCACCGACUGGACACGGUGUUUGACGCGGGAGGACGGGUCACCACGAGCCUCACCGCUGUCACGGUCGCCUCCCAGGUUCUCUGGCCGAUGGACCUCGUGCAGACAUCCGUCAUCGCAACUAUUUCUGGGGCUGGUACUAUCUACUACUACGUAAUCGGCCUAGCAAUGAUAAUAGCAGUGUUCCCGUGCCUGACGUUAAGUUUCAAGACUAAAGCUCCUGGAGCCAAAACAUACCCCCAGGCAAUUUAUGCACGCUUUGGGAAAUCUGCUCACAUUGUCUACUGCUGUAUAGCUAUAGCCACCAACAUCAUCACUUUGACCGCCAUGAUAAUGACCGGAUAUUACGUACUAGAGGGUGUAGUUCCAGGAAUUUCAAAAGAGUUGUCGGUCAUAAUUCUGAUCUCCUUGUUUGGUUCCUAUUGUUACAUAGGCGGACUGGGGGCAGCUUUCUACAUCUCUUACUUCAACACUUGCCUUAUGUUUAUCGGACUUACUGUAUAUAUGUGGCAAUUUCUUUUCCCAGCAGAAGAUCUUCCAGACAAAAUCAAAAACUUAACUGACAUCAAUAUAUUACAUGAAUCUGUGACAUGUGUGCAGGGACCCUCAACAAACGCUGCUAGUUCCCUUCUGACAUUUCGGACAGUCUCUGGUGUGAUUUAUGGUGUCGUGGCAUUCUUCAUGGUCCUUGCUUUAAACUGUUGUGACCAGGCAAUGUGGCAGAGUAGAAUAGCGGCCAAACCGGAACAGGGUGUCAUCGGGUUCUUCAUAGCCUCGUUUUUAUAUUUCUCCAUCCCAAAUGCUUUGGCCCUACCAACCUUUCUUUCAUACCUAUCAAUGAGUUACCAAAAUGGUUCAUAUCUUUUAACGGAAUUAGAUAUGAAUAACGGGUUUAUCACGACAAUGGUAAUGGAUAAAGUUCUUGGAGCAUCCGGGUCCUAUCUCCUUCUGAUGAUCGUUUUUAUGGCGCUGAUGGCCACCGGAUCAGGAGAAAUCAUGGCCAUAUCUUCCAUCCUUGUUUACGAUAUUUACAAAACUUACAUUGGUCCCUUUAGAGAAAAUCUGGAACCCUCAAUAUGUCCUCUAUGUGGACACAAGAAAAAUCCAGAAGAAGACGACAACAUUAUCACCUGCAAAUGCAUUCACUCGUCGGAAUGUUCUAAAUGUGCAGAUGACAUAGAGUUGUCCUUAACAGGUCAAUUAAGCCAUCAGAUUCAGUACAUGUGUCCUACUCAUGGCAAAUAUCGACAUUACGAGGACAUGUUGAAACAGUACAAAAGUCGGAGCAUUAUGUGGAUCGCCCUAGCUCUACUUCCAUACGGUAUCAUUCUAUGUUACCUAAAUCUCAACUUGACAUGGGUUUUCUUUGUCUUCGAGACGCUGUUAACUCCGUUUAUCACUCCUCUUGUUUUGGCGUUCACGUGGGCAAAAUGUACAUCUAAAGGUUUGAUAUCGGGUGCAAUCUUCGGACUGCUGGCUUCUAUUGUUGGUCUGCUUGUUGUGGCGGAAUUGGCUUAUGACGAAGGACUGGGAGACUUUUUCACGACAACUUCCUCUGACUACAGUCUCCUGGCGGCUUGUAUUGCAGGAAUUAUGGUUAGCACCAUCGUUACCGUUACAGUGUCCCUAGCAACACAUAACAUACAAAGUAAUGUUGAUGAGCAAAGAGAAUGGACAAAGAUGAUCCUGAUCGACAAUCCCAUCAACUCUUGGAAGAACCUGUUCACAGAAGAGCUCGGGGAACUUCCAGAGGAAAGAAACGUCACUGUCGGCCAAAUGGAGUUAAUUUUCCAAAAAGCUCGCAAAAUGGCGUAUAUCUGCGCUGCCGUCUGCGCAUUGAUUCAGAUUGUCUUGGUUCCAGGAGUAAUUCUUUCAUUCGAAGAAUGGACAGUGGACCAACUGUAUAAUUGGAUGUUGUUCCUGUUUGUCGCUCUCGUCAUUGGUACGUUGUAUGCUGUCUUUGCACCUCCCAUCGAAGAAAUCAUCAAAAUUAUCCGUUACAGACAAAAUGAAAAGAAGAAGAGUCCAUACGAUCUUGCUCAAAAGACGCACAAUAAUGACAAUAUAUGUUCACAUCUGUGAUGCGUGGCUUCUGAAUACUUCAUUCUCUACAUUCCAGAUUUGUUUCUUUGCAUUAUAUUUUUUAUUUCAAAUGAUUGACUACGAUCUCUAAAUCCUUUUGUUUCUUACGAUGAAUGUUUCACGUUAUUAUGCGUAACACUUAUGAAGAUUGUAUAGGAGGUUUUAACAAAUGGGCAACGUGUUUUAAUUUUUUAAUAUGCUGUUUAGGUCACCGAGUUAAUCAGGUUACCUUUUGCCAUUGGUCUUUAUCCGUCGUUGUGGUUCGUGUGUCGUCCAUUAAAUAUUCUACAUUUUAACAUCGUUUUGAAAACCACAAGACCAAUUGUGGCCAUUUUUAGUUUGAAGUAUCUCUAGAAUAAGAGGAAUACUAUUUUUCAAAAUUAUUUUCUACUCUCAUACAGAGUCAAAAAAUGAACAACUGCAUGGUGAUGGUGUCCCUUAAGCCUUCGUCUAAAAACGUGACAUUCAUAACCCCUGUAUCAGGGGUUCAGGCUCUUAGGUGGGCAAAAAAGCCUUGUAGUAAAAAUGUAUUAAGUUUUUAAAAGAAUCAUUCUUCCAACUAUUUCAACUCAUGUUGAAAAAUAAAUUAAAAGCAUGGAUAUAAUAUAAACAAAGUCUUUUACCAACAUUGAGAAAUUCAUGGUUCCUGUGUAUUCAUGUCUUUGGCGGGGAAAAUUAAAUAUAAUAAGAAUGAAUUAAAUCUUAGAGAAUUCUUCUCCUCCCCUCCCAUUUAAAUUUAAGAAAAAAAAUGCAUGGGGCCCCUUUUUAAAAAACUCAUUAUUCCUCAGUCAGGGGUUCAGGCCCUAGCGUGGUACUAAUAUGGCAAUAUAGUAAAAUUUUAUCUGAUAUUACAAAAUCUUUUGUUAUGAUGUUCAUGAAACCAUCUAAAAGAUCUUUUCACAGUGGUGGGAUAUAUGCUUUAUCUAUAAACUAGACAUUGACCUGUGCGUGCACGGGUUGGCAUUGCAUAUUAUGUCGGGCAUUUACGAAAUAAAUACAUCAAAAUUGCACACCAUGUUAACAUUCAGAACUCUCGGAAUUUUUCAUAUUGUACGCACUGAGUUAGAGUUAUCUUCCAUAUUUUCUUUCAUGAAUAGGAUAUAUAGCAAAUUUUUAAUGAAAAUUUACACCUUUUUGUAUUAUCGUUUUUAAGUUUAUCCAUGCAAAUGUGACAUUAUGGAAACAUAAACUAAAGAGCAUCCCGUGAUUUAGGGUGAAUGUAAUGCGCAUGCGCAAGAUUGUAAAAUCCGAAAAAUUUAGACGAUUUCCGGAUUUUUUAAAGGAAUUUUCGUUGAUUAUUAAUUAGAGAAGCCUGAUUGAGAAAAAAUAAAAACAAAUUGGUAAUUUCCAAGUACCAAUGAUGAGAACAACAUAAAAAACAAAAGACUAUACUUCCGAUUUCUCGGUAUUAAAGCCCAAAAAUUUGAGUGUACGAGGGUCAAUCAAAAAAUACGAAAAAGACUUUUGUCAUAGCUAUGUUACUUAACGUCAUAUCAUUACUAAAUUUGGUAAACAUAAUUUAGCAAUAGUUUCAAACAAUUUGCAAGAAAAAAAGUUAAUAAAAUCCUUUUAUUUCUAAGAAUGAUUUAGAAUCUAA
Messenger RNA from Magallana angulata, 3921 nucleotides. RefSeq lists its product as uncharacterized. The record is from RefSeq and is a predicted model, not a curated record. Gene Ontology annotation, biological process: urea transmembrane transport. Gene Ontology annotation, cellular component: plasma membrane. Bases 72 to 2324 code for a protein of 750 amino acids. The transcript has 7 exons. NCBI's taxonomy places the organism in Eukaryota, Metazoa, Mollusca, Bivalvia, Ostreida, Ostreidae. Gene Ontology annotation, molecular function: urea transmembrane transporter activity.